UUGGCUGGAUCUCCGUGGACUAUAUAUAUAAUUCUUACAUCCAGUUGGCCACUGGCUCUAUGCUCGUAUCUUUCGUACUUUCCGUUUAUCUUUAUGUGAAUUCAUUUUUGAACGAGAAACAAAAGAUAUUAUGCAGCCAGGGUCAACCAGGUCAAAUCCUUGACUUUUUUAUGGGCCGCGAAUUAAACCCUCGGCUUGGGGAAACUUUUGAUUUAAAAUUCUUUUUCGAGCUCCGACCUGGCCUAAUCGGGUGGUGCCUUAUUGACUUGGCGAUGCUUGCGAAACAGCGGCGUUCACUAGGAUACGUCACCAACUCGCUGCUGCUUGUCACAGCCUUCCAGCUGUGUUAUGUUGCCGACAGUCUUAUAGCAGAGGAAUCUGUGUUGACCACCAUGGACAUCACGAAGGAGGGCUUUGGCUUUAUGUUGGCUUUUGGUGACCUCGUGUGGGUCCCUUUUGUAUAUUCCCUGCAAGCACGCUACUUGGUGGAUCAUCCUAAGAAUCUGAGUCUCCCCUUUUGUUUUUUUAUUGUGGUUGUAAACAUCAUCGGGUUCUAUAUAUUCCGAUGUUCUAAUUCACAGAAAAAUCUUUUCAGAAAGGAGCCUUCCCAUCCUUCUGUCCGACAUCUUAAGUAUCUUAAGACGUCAAGAGGAACAAAUUUAUUGAUUGACGGAUGGUGGGGUAACGCCCGUCACAUCAACUACUUUGGCGAUUUACUUAUAGGCUUAACUUGGUGCUUGCCUUGCGGAUUUGAUCACGCUGUGCCGUACUUUUACAUACUUUACUUUGCGCUUCUCCUACUACAUCGGGAAAGACGUGACGAUGCCAAAUGUUUAGAAAAAUACAAGGAUGAUUGGAUUAAGUAUAGAACGUUAGUAAAGUACAGAAUUGUCCCUUUUAUAUACUGA
Molecule: messenger RNA, 908 nt
Organism: Zophobas morio
Lineage: Eukaryota; Metazoa; Arthropoda; Insecta; Coleoptera; Tenebrionidae
Product: delta(14)-sterol reductase TM7SF2-like
Exons: 9
Coding region: 60-908 (282 amino acids)
Biological process (GO): sterol biosynthetic process
Cellular component (GO): endoplasmic reticulum membrane
Molecular function (GO): Delta14-sterol reductase activity
Source: RefSeq, a predicted model, not a curated record